Messenger RNA from Drosophila biarmipes, 920 nucleotides. It is a transcript of the gene RpS3A, whose product is annotated as 40S ribosomal protein S3a. Gene Ontology annotation, biological process: translation. Gene Ontology annotation, cellular component: ribosome; cytosol. Gene Ontology annotation, molecular function: structural constituent of ribosome. The record is from RefSeq and is a predicted model, not a curated record. Lineage: Eukaryota; Metazoa; Arthropoda; Insecta; Diptera; Drosophilidae. The transcript has 2 exons. The coding region runs from base 38 to 844 and encodes 268 amino acids.
CAACGUGACUCGACCUUUUCCGGUUUAUUCAUUGAAGAUGGCAGUCGGCAAAAAUAAAGGUCUUUCCAAGGGUGGCAAGAAGGGUGGUAAAAAGAAGGUAGUGGACCCCUUUUCACGCAAGGAUUGGUACGAUGUGAAAGCCCCGAAUAUGUUCCAAACCCGUCAAAUCGGUAAAACGCUUGUGAACCGCACCCAGGGCCAAAGAAUAGCGUCGGACUAUCUAAAGGGUCGCGUUUUUGAAGUGUCUCUGGCAGAUUUGCAAAAGGAUAUAGAUCCGGAGCGCUCAUUCCGCAAGUUCCGUCUUAUUGCCGAAGACGUUCAAGACCGAAACGUGCUUUGCAACUUCCAUGGCAUGGAUCUAACUACAGACAAGUACAGGUCAAUGGUUAAAAAGUGGCAAACUCUUAUUGAAGCGAUUGUUGAAGCCAAGACUGUCGAUGGUUACCUUCUGCGAGUGUUUUGCAUUGGAUUUACUGCCAAGGAUCAGCAGUCUCAGCGCAAAACAUGCUAUGCUCAACAGUCGCAGGUCCGCAAGAUUCGCGCUCGCAUGACUGACAUUAUUACUAACGAAGUUAGUGGUGCUGAUUUGAAGCAGCUUGUUAACAAACUGGCAUUGGAUUCCAUUGCAAAAGAUAUUGAAAAAAGCUGCCAGCGUAUCUAUCCAUUACAUGAUGUUUACAUUCGUAAAGUCAAGGUAUUGAAGAAGCCGCGUUUCGAUGUCUCAAAGCUCUUGGAGUUGCAUGGUGAUGGUGGCGGCAAAUCUGUCGAUGCCGUCGUUUCCACCGAAGGAGCCGUAGUUGACCGCCCCGAGGGUUAUGAGCCCCCAGUGCAGGAAGCUGUCUAAAGUGAAUAAAAUGCAUAUUUUUUAAUGUAUUUGCAUUCGAAGAUGAAAUACAUUAUUCUACUAAUUGCAUAAACUA